Molecule: messenger RNA, 615 nt
Organism: Mucor velutinosus
Lineage: Eukaryota; Fungi; Mucoromycota; Mucoromycetes; Mucorales; Mucoraceae
Exons: 3
Coding region: 1-615 (204 amino acids)
Source: RefSeq, a predicted model, not a curated record
AUGCUGGGGCCCAUUGACGGUGUCAGCUCAAAAAAGCCAACAAAACCACUAUGUGAUAAUAUAUUCGACGUACAACGAAGCGAGCUAUUUGAAGUGCUGGAGAGCUUGAGACAUAGUUUUUGGAACGACAAUAUAGCUACUGAACCAGCACCUACACCAGUUCAACGGCCCCAAUUUGCUGCUCCUGUGGAGGAAUCGCCAAUGUCACCCUCUAAACGUGUUCGAGAAUCUGAUGAUGAUGAUUACAAUGACGACUAUAAUAAUAUGAGCGAGAGUGAGACUAGGCCCUCCAUAGUAUCAAAGAAGCGCGCACGAUUAACCACACCACAAGCCGUUGAAGCAUCUCCGUUACGAAAGCAAAAGCCAGCAAACCGACGCACUCCACCAUCUACCAGUUCAUUACGAGCAUACACAUCACUAUGGCAAGCCAAGCAAACACUCAUCAGAAAGAUCAAAAGCGUGCAUUGUCAAGAGUCAGACGUAAUAACUGCAUUGACGCAAUUCUAUGAAACAAAACCGAACGACCAAUGUCGACACAUAUCAAUCUAUCUGCUGCCUGUAGCUGAGGCAAUGCGUCGAAAAGGAAUUGUGGAUGCGCUCCAGAAGUGGGCGUGA